GGUAACUUUGAAGUAACCAUGGCAACUGCUCCAGAAACCCCAGAAAUGAUAACUCAGGAGUCCAUCCCCAGUGAGCUGGAGCAGUCCAGCAGUCAGUGUCCAGAGGACAAAGUUCUGAGGCGCACCGUGAAGGAGAUCACUGCGGCUUUUGUGAGGAACACCAAGUUCCACGGGCUUCGCUAUGUGUUCGCGCGGGAUCGCUCCAAGGCCCGCCGACUCUUCUGGCUCCUGGCCUUCUUCUCCUGUGUGGGGCUGCUGUCCACAUGGUCCUGGAACCGACUCCACUACCUGCUGUCUUACCCGGCCGUCACCAAGAUCCACAUGGUGUGGGCCCGCAGUAUGUCCUUCCCGGCUGUGACCCUGUGCAACCAGAACCUCUUCCGCAUGUCCAGCCUCACGAAGGAUGACCUCUAUCACAGCGGAUACUGGUUGGACCUCCUACAUGUCAAUCACUCGGUGAACCGACGGACACUGUCCACCCUGAGGGACGACCGCAAGCAGAGCCUCCUGAGCCUGCUGGACUUCAGCCAGUAUGCGCCCCCACCACGCUUCAACACCACUGAGAUGGUGGACCGCCUGGGCCACCAGCUGGAGGACAUGCUGCUCGAGUGCAAGUUCCAGGGCGAGAACUGCACCUACAAGAACUUCACGCCAGUGUACACCCGCUAUGGGAAGUGUUACACCUUCAACUCGGGGCUGGAUGGAAACCCACUGCUGACCACCCUGAAGGGCGGCACAGGCAACGGUCUUGAGAUCAUGCUGGACAUCCAGCAGGACGAGUACCUGCCAGUGUGGGGGGAGACAGACGAAACCUCCUACGAAGCAGGAAUCAAGGUUCAGAUCCACAGCCAGGAUGAGCCGCCCUUCAUAGACCAGCUGGGAUUUGGGGUGGCCCCUGGCUUUCAGACAUUUGUGUCAUGUCAGCAGCAACUGCUUCAGUAUCUCCCUCCUCCCUGGGGGGACUGCAAGUCCACCCCCAUCGACUCGGAGUUCUUCUCGACAUACAGCAUCACGGCUUGCCGCAUCGACUGCGAGACACGCUACCUGGUGGAGAACUGCAACUGCAGGAUGGUCCACAUGCCAGGGACGUCCUCUGUGUGCACGCCUGAGCAGUACAAGGACUGUGCCGACCCGGCUCUGGACUUCCUAGUGGAGAAGGACAACAACUACUGCGUGUGCGAGACUCCCUGCAAUAUGACACGAUACGGCAAGGAGCUCUCCAUGGUAAAGAUUCCCAGCAAAGCAUCUGCCAAGUAUCUGGCCAAGAAGUUCAACAAGACAGAGCAGUACAUAGCAGAUAACAUACUGGUGCUGGACAUUUUCUUUGAGGCCCUGAACUAUGAGAAGAUAGAGCAGAAGAAGGCAUACGAAGUGGCAGGACUGCUUGGUGACAUUGGCGGACAGAUGGGGCUCUUCAUUGGAGCCAGUGUCUUGACAAUACUGGAAAUAUUUGACUACUUGUAUGAGGUAUUUAAAGAUAAAGUCCUGGGAUUCUUCAUACGCAAGAAACGACCUCGGCGGUGUCAGAGCGACAAUCUGGAAUUUCCAGAGAACCCAAGCAGCCCUGGUGUCACGCCUAAUCUUGCCCCCAGAGUACCUGUGACACACUCCGGAGUCACUCGGACAGUCUCGGAUUCACGCCGAACAUGUUACCUCGUCACCCGACUCUAGGCAACUUUGAGGAGUUUGCCUGUUGACGACAUACAGAAGGGCUGGGGUGCAAAGAAACUGGGGUUCGACAGCAAACUGUGACAAUUAUCACAUAUAUAUUAUUUAAAAAAAUGUUGAGGAAAUAUUUAAAGAAUAGCGAAACCUAUAAAUGCCUGAAUAGAAGUAGAAUAUCACUCAAAUAAACAAAACUUCCAAACAGAACUCAGGUUUAACUGCCAUUUCCUGGCAUCAUUUCUCCGCUGUUUGUUUUUUGUGUUGAAUCCUGGUACAUCAGACGUGAAACGGAUCUCGCUCAGCCUCCUUUCGAAGGGCCCGGUGCCCUGCCGGUACAAAAGUACAGCAAGCGUGGGACGAAGCGAUUUGCGGCCUUCGAGGACCACCUGCUGCUGCUAGUCUUGGAACGAGCCUGGGGGAGUAGAGGGAGGAUGAGGCGCGAAAGAGGACUGCACAAUUCUGCGUCUUAUCGCAAGGGCAGUGGCUCACCG
Scleropages formosus (Asian bonytongue) is the source of this 2156-nucleotide messenger RNA. RefSeq names its product acid-sensing (proton-gated) ion channel 1c (gene asic1c). Gene Ontology annotation, cellular component: plasma membrane. Bases 19 to 1671 code for a protein of 550 amino acids. NCBI's taxonomy places the organism in Eukaryota, Metazoa, Chordata, Actinopteri, Osteoglossiformes, Osteoglossidae. The transcript is spliced from 11 exons. Gene Ontology annotation, biological process: sodium ion transmembrane transport. The record is from RefSeq and is a predicted model, not a curated record. Gene Ontology annotation, molecular function: ligand-gated sodium channel activity.